Messenger RNA from Bubalus bubalis (water buffalo), 2666 nucleotides. It is a transcript of the gene PSTPIP2, whose product is annotated as proline-serine-threonine phosphatase interacting protein 2. Gene Ontology annotation, biological process: actin filament polymerization. The record is from RefSeq and is a predicted model, not a curated record. Gene Ontology annotation, molecular function: actin filament binding. The transcript has 15 exons. Bases 107 to 1111 code for a protein of 334 amino acids. Gene Ontology annotation, cellular component: actin filament; plasma membrane; cytoplasm. NCBI's taxonomy places the organism in Eukaryota, Metazoa, Chordata, Mammalia, Artiodactyla, Bovidae.
GGCGUGGGCGGGGCUUAGUUUCGGGUGCGCGGCCAGGCUGGCGGGUCCUGACAGUCCUCGUCCCCGCGCGCCUGCUCUGGUUCUCCUCGCUGCUCGCUAGCCAGCCAUGACAGGCUCACUGUUCAAGGGGAACUUUUGGACUUCAGACAUCCUCAGCACCAUUGGCUAUGACAGCAUCGUCCAGCAUCUGAACAAUGGCCGCAAGAACUGCAAAGAGUUUGAAGACUUUUUAAAAGAAAGGGCAUCAAUUGAAGAGAAAUAUGGCAAAGAUCUGCUCAGCCUCACUAGGAAGAAGCCAUGUGGACAGUCUGAGACCAACACCCUGAAGCGAGCCCUUGAAGCCUUCAAGCAGCAAGUAGACAAUGUGGCACAAAGUCACAUCCACCUUGCACAGACUCUAAGAGAAGAAGCCCGGAAGAUGGAGGAAUUUAGGGAAAAGCAAAAGUCACAACAAAAAAAGAUGGAGCUUAUAAUGGAUGCUGCCCAUAAACAAAAGAGCUUACAAUUCAAGAAAACCAUGGAUGCAAAGAAGAACUAUGAGCAGAAAUGCCGAGAUAAAGAUGAAGCAGAGCAGGCUGUCCACCGCAGUGCCAACAUGGCAAACCCGAAGCAACAAGAAAAGCUUUUUGUGAAACUGGCAACUUCAAAGACUGCGGUAGAAGACGCGGACAAGGUGUACAUGCUGCACAUCAACACGCUGGACAGGGUCCGGAGUGAGUGGCAGAGCGAGCACAUCAAGGCCUGCGAGGUGUUUGAGACUCAAGAAUGUGAACGAAUAAACUUCUUUCGAAAUGCACUGUGGUUACAUAUGAAUCAGCUUUCACAACAAUGCGUCACAAGUGAUGAGAUGUAUGAAAAAGUCCGUAAGAGUUUAGAGAUGUGCAGCAUUGAGAAGGACAUUGAGUACUUUGUGAAUCAACGCAGAACUGGACAGACUCCACCAGCACCCAUCAUGUAUGAGAAUUUCUACUGCCCCCAGAAGAAUGCAGCCCCAGGAAAGGCUACAGGGCCUAACUCGGCAAGGAGAGGACCUCUACCAAAUCCUAAAAGCUUACCAGAUGACCCUGAUUACUCUUUACUUGAUAAUAACUACAGUUUGAUCUAUCAGUAACAUCAGUGACAACAAAGCUUUUUCUGGCUGGCAUUUCUAAGGCAUGGAAGGAAGCACUUAAAGCAGCAGAAUCUGUAGAAAUUAUGUCAAUCAUGAAGACUUCGAAGUGAACCCUUGCUAUGAUUUUUUAAUAUUUUUAAGUUUAUGGCAGUCAUUUAGUUCAACUUAAUCUAGUAGAGUUCUGCAGUUUUUAAAAGUUUGUAAAUUGCCCAAGACUGAAGAAUUAUCCUUUCCUAAUCAAGUUACUAAAAUUGUAUGUUUUCUACUUGAUUCAGGAAAGUCUUUGGAUUUAAAACUUUGACUUGCGGUUUGGGGCAGGGAAGGGUGAAGAGGAGUCUGAGCCAGCAACCCGCUCAAGAAGCUCCUUUGCCUUUGAGGGCAGUGUGGCUAUGGAAUUUCCAUGGUGACACAUAACUCUCAGUGGUGCAAGAUUCAAAAUCACCUUCCUUUUUGGCUGGAAGAUUUAAAGGCCAUCUGAUAGCACUUUCUCAUUUUGCAGAUGAGGAAAUGGGGCCCAGAAGUGUGAAAUCAAUCUCCCUACAGUUAGGGACAGACGCAGAAGUAGAGGGCAAGCUCAUCUCACGUUAUCAUCCUUCUAACGCUUCCUGAGGCUGUGAUGCUUAUGUUGAAAUUUGAGACACCAAAGUUUUUGCGGGUUUGAAUGUCAGGUUUAUUUUUAUAUGGCUCACUAUGUGUACUGAACUACAGAGCACCGUAUUUAAUCUAAGAAGCCAUUCAUUGUAAAACAUCCCAUUAUUUAUAUGCCUCUAAGAAAGUCAGUAGAGGAGCUGAUGCUUGUGACAAUGGCUAAGCCCACUGGAAUUUGAGCUUCUAAAGUGUAGGGGACAAUACAUCCUAGAAUCAGUGAAAUACGGUAUGUUGACUCUAUCCCAGAAGAGCGUUUUAGACUUACAAAACCGGUACUCAAUCUUGAGUCUUCACAGAGAAGCUUUUCCUUGUUAGAUCCUGGAAUUUUUAAAGUGUCAAUCUUACCCUCUCACAAGUAUCUGAGUCUUUUUUGGUCACCCACACACAGCCCAGAGAUUGUGUACCUUGUCUAAUAUUCACACUGAGUAAACUGCAUUUUAGUUAAUGACAAGUUAAAAUCACACAGGCAUGGUUGUAACAUUCUGGUACCACAAAGAGCAAACACUUUCCUUUUCUGCUCUGUGCAUAGCUUUCCCAGAAGCAUGGACAAAGUGAUUGAAGGAAGGCUGAUAAUUUCCCCUUUUUGCAUAAGGUGCUGCUGGAAGAGGCGGCUUCUUGUCAUGGCCGGACGCUUGCAUCAGCUGGAUAUCCUUUUGAGAAACUGAAAUUUGCAAAGGGCCAUUGACUUCCCCAAACUGAACAGGCUCAGGAAAUUUUCCUUUGAACUCAGAAGAUUCUGUUUUUAAGUAUUUUAUUUAUUAUUAGCAGGUCCUCAGGGAUUUCAGUUUUCUCUCUAUUGGUCAAUAUAAUUGAUGUAAAAAGUUUUAAGAAUUGAAAAUAUUUUUAUUUUAUUGCUCUGCCAGUUUGAUAUGAAGUGAAAUAAAGAUUCUUGGUGAUUUGGUGUUUA